AUGGCUGCAGGACAGAAAUCGCUACUAACGGUGGUUGAAGACUUGACUCGUGUCAGGUCCGAUGUUUUUCAACUCCAGGCCACAUUCAAAAAAAUAAUGGACACCACACCAUCUUGGGAAAGAUACAUUUACCUACUUAACCUAGCCAGCACCAGUGGACAAAACUCAGGGGAGACACUCGUUGCAAUUGAAAGGCUCAAAACGGUGAUUUUUCUACCGCAGACCAAAGUUGCUGUUCGGUUGAAGCAAUUGUAUGAACUGGGGAAAUUGCCCUUGUUGACAGCAUUGUCCAAAAUCAAUUUUAAAGCAAGUGUACAAGAGGAGGCCAAGCAAAAGCUUGACAUCCUUGCAUUUAUCAACACCAUCCCUGAUCAAAAACCAAAAGCAGCUACACACAGGGAAAUCACCAAUGUGUCAGAUUGGAAAGCAAUUGAGUACUACUCAUACCCUCCAACUUUACCCGUGAUUAUUGAUAAGAUGUCGCUCCUUCGCGUUAGUACAGACAAGUCGUAUCGACGACUAGUUGAUUAUGUUGAGCUGACGUCCUCAAAGCAUACAAAUACUCAUAAUGCAAAAUUGGCAAUUCAAGGAAGGGCAAUUUUGAAGUUUUUGUUAUUGGAGACUUUGGAUGAUAAAUUUCCCAAUUUGUUUGAAGAGGAUCUUAAUCUAAUACUUGGUCGAUUGAUGUCACUGAAACUACUAGCAAAGUUUGCGUUUGUGUACGACUUAGUCGAUCCAGUGAAGUAUAAUUUGUCCGAUGAUAACGCUGAAGAAUCCAAACUUGAGAUUUGUUGCGACAUCUUUGCUGCGUACAUCGCUGGGCUUCACGCCGAGAGUUAUGAACUAGAUGAGAUAAAAUCUUGGUUGAAUAGGUUGUAUGAACCCUUGGUGAUGGAUGUGUUUGCCACCACUUCCAAUCCAGUAUCAAAAGUUGCCGUGGUGGAGUUUCAGUCCUUGGUAAAGCUGGUUACGAGUUUGAAUAGACUACCUUAUGAUAAUAUCCAAUAUGAGACUAUUAAAUUAAAAGAAGACCCAUUUGUCGCUCAGAUAGUAGUAGAAGGGGAAGUCCUUGGAACUGGUGUUUCUUCAGCUAGUUUUGAUGAAGCCAGGGAUCGUGCGGCCAUCGACAUAAUGGAGAAUAAAGAAAAUGGCAUUCGUCUCUUCACCAUCGUCAAGCAUAGUUACUUGAAAAAUAGAGACGGCUGCUCGCCCACGAAUGACAGGCAAAAAAGUUUGUCGCAACAAAUGACUGGACCAGAGAUGAACUUGCUGCCUAGUCGUGCUCUAGACAGCUACGGCUGCGAUCAGUCUCAACUGGUGACGCCAACUAUUCACUCUCCACGCAUUGUUCAUCCUUUACCCGGACAAUUUACUAGAGAGAAUGACCAAUACCCAGAAGCUUCACAGCAAAUGACAAGAUAUGGCCAAAGUCCACCUCAACAAGAAACUUAUCCAUACCAGCCGAUAGUGCAAACACCGUAUGUCUCUCGCUUUUCUCCUCCAAACACUUAUUCACAACCACAGGUUCACAGAAAUAACUUUCAAACUCAAUAUGACUACGGAUACAUAGAGCCAGUUCCACAUAUUCCUCUAUCAUAUAAGGAUAUUGACAAGCAGGCGAAAACCACCUUGCACUCAAUGUUGAAAGCCAGACACUCCAAUGAUUAUGAAGUGACUCAGCGGGAUACUGAGUUUAAAACUAUCGAGUUUCAUACACAGUGUCUUGUUGAUGGACAUGUGCUUGGGACUGGGGUGGACACGAGUAAGAAGAACUCGGCACAAAAGGCGGCCAUGGCUGCAUUGAGUAACAAAUCAGCCUUGCGAAACCUUGGUAUAAUUGAUUGA
Molecule: messenger RNA, 1845 nt
Organism: Lodderomyces margitis
Lineage: Eukaryota; Fungi; Ascomycota; Pichiomycetes; Serinales; Debaryomycetaceae
Exons: 1
Coding region: 1-1845 (614 amino acids)
Biological process (GO): RNA processing
Molecular function (GO): ribonuclease III activity
Source: RefSeq, a predicted model, not a curated record